Aureobasidium musti is the source of this 1239-nucleotide messenger RNA. NCBI's taxonomy places the organism in Eukaryota, Fungi, Ascomycota, Dothideomycetes, Dothideales, Saccotheciaceae. The record is from the annotation of a GenBank genome assembly.
AUGGUCUCGCGUAAUCCAACCAAGAUCGGCAACAAAAUCAAGCGCAAAGAACAACACGUCAAAGCAAAAAGAGCAAAAGAAAACGAAAAGCGCGACGAUAGACUGCGCCGCAGACGCACAGAAGACAAGAACCCUGCAUUGAGGGAAGCGCGCAGAGCAAAGAACAUCCCGCAAACAAUCGACAGAAAGAGAACGUGGGAUACUGCAGGUGAUGGCGAGGAGAGCGACAAGUUGGGGUUGAGUGUGGAUUUGAAUGCGAUCAAGAGGAGGAAGAUUGAAGAUGAAGAGGACGAGGCUGAGCAAGAGGAAGAUGCAGAGGAGGAAAAGGACAGUGAUGCAGACUCGAUGAUCGACUUUGACGAGGACGAAGACGAUGAAGACGACGACGAAGACACCAAAGCCGCAAAACAGCAAAAGAAGGACGAGGCCUUAGCAGCAAAGAAAGCUCGCGCGCCCUCGCCAACACCCUCGACGGCAGCAACAAACCUGUCCCUCACCCCCGAAGGCCUAGCCUCUAAAUUCCCUUCUCUGUUCGAGCAAAGCGACAAAGAUCCUAAAGUUCUGGUCACAACGAGCAUCAACAGUUUCCUGCACCAAGAAGCCGCUCUGCUCACAUCUCUGUUCCCCAACUCGGUCUACAUCAAGCGCACAGCACACUUCCACGCCCACAAAUACUCCGUCAGCGAAAUUUCCUCUUUCGCUUCAAACAGAAACUACACACACGUCGUCAUCCUCAACGAAGACCAAAAGAAGCCUGCAGGACUGGAUAUCGUACACCUUCCCAACGGCCCCAUGUUCCACUUUUCCAUCUCAAAUUGGGUGGAAGGUGCAAAGCUCCCCGGUCACGGAAACCCUACUUCGCAUGAUCCUGAACUCAUCCUCAACAACUUCCGCACUCCGCUAGGUCUGUUGACUGCUCAUCUCUUCCGCCAAAUCUUCCCACCGCAACCGCAGGUUCAAGGACGUCAGGUUGUGACGCUACACAACCAGCGCGAUUACAUUUUCGUUAGAAGACACAGAUACGUCUUCCGCGACAAGCGCGCGACCGAGAAAAGCAUUGUGGGUCCAGAUGGAAAAUUGGUCGAAGGUGUGGAGGACAUCAGAGCUGGACUGCAAGAGCUGGGACCCAGAUUUACACUCAAGUUAAGAAGAAUCGACAAGGGUAUCCAAAGAAGGAGUGGACAGGAAUGGGAAUGGAAGGCUGGUGACGAGAAGGUUAGAACGAGAUUUGCUCUGUAA